AUGAAGGUGCCUCCUCAAAGUCCAGUGAUCGGGAGCAGGAGCUCUGGAUCAAAAAGCAAAUGGUCGCUGAACGAGACAACAACAACAACAUCAUCAUCAUCAUCGCCGAUACCAACUCUUACUCGAAAGCAACAACAAUCAGUAGAAACAACCAUGUUGUUCACAAACAAUCAAAUGCCGCUGCUUCAAUCGAGCCCGGACAUUUUUUCAACCUGGUCUAUGAUGGACACAGAAGACUCAAGUAAUGAUGCCUCUUUCGAAACCGAAGACAGGAUUAUAAGUAAGCUGAACGAAGCAAAUCCGGAGUCAUGGAUCACAAGUCCGCAUAAUUAUUCAUGCACUAUAGCCCCCGGCUGGCAACCACCAUUGUUGCCAGCGUUACCGGACAAAGACCCAUCACUUGAUCCACAAAAGCUUAAAUCAUGUCACUGGGCCCCCGAGGCUACUAAGCCCGUACAUGAGCCCAAAUCUGACAUGGCUGUACAAAUGAGCCUGGACGCUAUCGACGGCACUACCACACCGUUGGCCGCGGCGGACGUUCUCUAUUUUCCGGCCCUUGAGAUGAGUAUUGUGAAUGAAAACGACGGCAGCGCCUCCAAUGACACAUCGGAUGCUGGUUGUACAUGCCUGCAGCAGCAAACUGAGUUACUGUGCAAAUUGAAAACAUCGCGUCGAGGAAAACAACAGCAACAACAACAAUCCUUCAACUGCCUUCUGGUUUGCGCACAAGACGCAUUCUGCGUCUGGGAUAAGCUGAUAGAAUGCAAUACCUGCGCCCAAAACAAGGACCAGGAGGUUCUCGUACUUGCUGUGAUGUGCAUUCGUGUGUUAUUAAGUCAAAUCCGGCACGCAAACUGGACCAGUGGCGAUGACGACCGUGACUCUGUCGACAGCUUCAAUAACAGGCCCCAGUCUGGCGCAUCGCCACAGUUAGAGAUAAGCAGCGAUGCAUUGCGACUUCAGAUUCGGUUUGGUGAAUAUGAAGUGGUGGGUGCGGACAAGCUAGAGAUGUUAGACGUCUUGCGGUCAUCCAUACUGCGAAAGAUCGAGACCACUCUCAUGUCCUUGACGGAUAUCUUGGAGCGGAGAAAGACAGCGUAA
Messenger RNA from Talaromyces marneffei, 1101 nucleotides. RefSeq lists its product as uncharacterized. The transcript has 2 exons. NCBI's taxonomy places the organism in Eukaryota, Fungi, Ascomycota, Eurotiomycetes, Eurotiales, Trichocomaceae. The record is from RefSeq and is a predicted model, not a curated record. Bases 1 to 1101 code for a protein of 366 amino acids.